AUCAAGCAGUCACGUGACCACGGAGGACAAACACAUGACGUACCGAUCAGAACACAAUCAUGAUCAUGUUUGAUCUCUCUGGGGACCAGUUGCCAUGGUAACCCGGGAUAAACCCCCCACCUCACUCCCACCCCCCGGUGGCCACUUGGCUGGCCGCGUGCACCGCGCUGCAGUGAGAUCACGAGCGGACUAUGAAGAUGACGUCACGUCACCCAAACUGACCGUGCCGUCGAACGUGGGCGACUUCAAGUGAGUGACAGCCGUCCUCGCACGUGCAUCAGAUGGAUGCGUGUCUCCGUGUUGGACGCUGGACGUCCUGUCGCCCAGGACCACCUCAGUGAAAAGCAGUCGCCUGUCGUCGUCACGGGAAGCGACGUCACAAUCCCAGCCGUCGCCGCUUCCUGCUUCCGACAGCCAAUAGGGAUGAGCCAAGCAAAGAAGGCGGCGCCAGGUCAGGAGAUGGAAGGCAAGGUGCAGACGUGGGCCCAGUCGCUGGUUUACACGCUGGAGGAACUGGAGUGUAAAAUCUGUUACAAUCGCUAUGACACUCGCAGCCGUAAACCCAAACUGCUUGCGUGUCUGCACCGAGUCUGCGCCAAGUGUCUGAAGAGGAUGGUGGACAUGGGCGAGUCCUCCCCAUCCAUCAUCAGCUGCCCUUUCUGCCGCCACGAGACCCGGGUCCCAGAUGAAGAGGUGUGGCUGAUGGAGGACGACCGACACAUCCUGGCGGUACUGUCCUGUCAGGACCGAGCACGCCGGGGGGGUCACGGCGAGGUGGUGCUGAGUCCCAGCGGGCUGACAGGUGCCGACUCGGCGCAUCGCUCCUCGGACUGCCUCGUCAUCACCAUCAUGGAGCUGCCUGAUGACUCGCCGUCAUCGGACUCACUGAGCGUGCUCAACGUGGUGGGUCUGUACCGCCCCUCCAGCCUGGACUCGCUGCCCUGCAACCUGCCUGCUCAAAAGUGUCGCGCCUGGACGUCUCACAGUUUCCCCCGCUGCCUGCUGGGGGCGCUGUGUCUGGUGUACUUCAGCUCGUUACCUCUGGGCAUCUACCUGCUGAUGAUCGGCCACAUGUGGUUGGGCGUGGUCCUGGUCAGCCUGGUUCCGUCCACGCUGCUGCUGCUUGUCCUCUACGGCUUCUGCCAGUGUCUCUGCCAAGAGGUCACGGAGGCGCUCACCGCACGCAGAGGCACGCUGCCGUGACGUUGACAAACAAUGCGCCGCCGCCAACUUGGUACCUCCACGAUGCUGCCAGCCAAUCAGAGAAGAUGCCUUCAGGACAACAGGAAGCAGACUGAUAUUCAUUCCAAAAUGUGUCUGAGCCAUCAAUCAUUAAACUUCAUUCGUCGUCGCUAACUUAGCAGAAGUGCUGCAAGAAGACUGCUGACCUAGCUUAGCAUAAAGACAGGAAGUUAGCUUGGCGAUGUGAUUGACACGUCGUAUGUUUACAUAGGAAACUUAGCAGUAUCAGCUCAGGAGGUAAUGCGAGCAGUGUACACUUGAGUAUUUAGCAAGAGCGCUAGCUGCUAGCCUUUGUGCUAAGCUAAGCUAAACAGUGGAUCUUCACCUGCAACAAUUCACUGCUUGUUUAUGUGCAAUACAAAUAGAAUAAAACUAAAUAAUAACAUUUAUUUUGAGGUGGAAUUAAUUUUUUAUUAAGUUGAAAAAAAAAACGAGGGAAGUUCUUUCUUGUAUAAAGUAGUCAAAAGCCACUACAGAAACAUGAGACAAAUGAAUACAGAGGGGGAGAAACACAGAGAGAGAGAGUGUGCAAAGUAAAGAUAUCAAACAGGAAAAUAACUUUAGUUGUUGCCUGUGGUGAACAAGAACCCUGAGGUCCUUUGAGUCAGGUCGUAUUUGUGCGUUCCAUUUGUAUCGAGAAGUCAGAAUUUCAGAUUUCCUAGUCGGAAUUUCUACUGGAACGCCCCUUAAAGUCGGACUUCCAACUCGGAAAGUCACAGCAUUCUCACCAACCCCGAGUGUUACGGUUCAGCAGGGGAAGAAGAUGGCACAGAAUGCAGGGCUUUAGUUUUAGCUCUAUUGAUUAUAUUUACAAAAGUAUGGAAUGUGAAAUAAUCCAAAAUGGUGUGUGACUAUGUGUAACGAUUAUCUGAUGAGUGCUAAAGUUAAAGUACCAAUGAUUGUAACACACACACUAGGUGUGGUGAAAUUUGUCCUCUGCAUUUGACCCAUCUCCUUUAUCAUCCCCUGGGAGGUGAGGGGAGCAGUGGGCUGCAGUUGUGGCUGCGCUUGGAAAUCAUUUUUGGUGAUUUAACCCCCAAUUUCAACCUUUGAUGCUGAGUGCCAAGCAGGGAGGUAAUGGGUCCCAUUUUUUAUAAUCUUUGGUAUGGCUGGGGUUUGAACUCACCACCUACCACUAGGCCACUGAGUAGGAAGAGUUGAGCGAGGUGCGGAAGUCCAAGGGGACAAGCUCGGAGGUCUGUGGGCAGGCGUGAGGUCAAGGCGAGGUGUCAGAGUCCGUGUCCAGGCGGGGGGUCGAGAUCCAAGAGGCAGCCAGGGAACCAGAGGGAAAAGGGGGAGACAAGACACACACCUUGUGACGUGAGAACGGAGGAAUGCUGCUGGAAGACAACCAGAAACAUGAGACAAAUGAAUACAGAGGGGGAGAAACACAGAGAGAGAGAGUGUGCAUAGAGCUAGAGAUAUUCAGCUUACUGAACUGGAACAGGUCGCUACGUUCUGGCCCGGAACGCAUGUUUGAACUGGCUUAAGAAGCCCAGGGAGAAUCAUUAGUGGCAGGUGUGUUGCGUGCUGACUGACUGGCGAUUGAAUGCAGCCGCUUGCUGCAGCCGGAGUGGCGUGUGCAGGUGCAAGCAGCGCAGCACACAGAUGAAUGCCCACUGGAGUGCGCCCGGGCCGUGACACCGAGUUGGUUUCAAAGAUGUCUGCUCUGGAUGUAAAAAAUCAUAUCCGCUGCUAUAAUAUCAGUUAUGAACACUUCUGAUUUGUUUUUGUCACACUAAAUCAGCCAGAUACAAUGUUUUGUUGUACGUUAUAUAUGGCAACGUCACUGUAGUGUAAACUACAUUUAUUUCAUGUGGUAAAUACGCUGUACAUCGCGAGCAAUAGUGUCGGAGUUUCCUCAUCAUCCAUCAUAUUUAAAGGUUGCAGAAAUAAUGGAUUUUUCCCAUAAGUUGUUUAUACAGUGGGGCAAAAAAGUAUUUAGUCAGCCACCGAUUGUGCAAGUUCUCCCACUUAAAAUGAUGACAGAGGUCUGUAAUUUUCAUCAUAGGUACACUUCAACUGUGAGAGACA
Messenger RNA from Nerophis ophidion (straightnose pipefish), 3276 nucleotides. RefSeq names its product E3 ubiquitin-protein ligase RNF182. The record is from RefSeq and is a predicted model, not a curated record. NCBI's taxonomy places the organism in Eukaryota, Metazoa, Chordata, Actinopteri, Syngnathiformes, Syngnathidae. The transcript has 7 exons. The coding region runs from base 286 to 1203 and encodes 305 amino acids.